Molecule: messenger RNA, 855 nt
Organism: Talaromyces stipitatus ATCC 10500
Lineage: Eukaryota; Fungi; Ascomycota; Eurotiomycetes; Eurotiales; Trichocomaceae
Exons: 3
Coding region: 199-855 (218 amino acids)
Biological process (GO): protein phosphorylation
Molecular function (GO): protein kinase activity
Source: RefSeq, a predicted model, not a curated record
UCCGCGGAACAAAGGCAAUAUAGGGCUAAUCACCGAUAACCCUAAGAAUAUCCGCAUACGAAGCUAGCUAACUACAAUAUAUGUUCCUUGCGUAUCAUCCCUUUUCGACUGUUGUGUCGCUAUCUGAUUGCCGUCUAAUACAGUACUCCAAACUGCAGGAGCCGGAUCGUCUUGGACCAGGAGUCGACCUUUCUUCAUAUGAAGACGAAUCUUGGCAUUUUCAAAGGUUGCCUUCAAAUUCAACCCUAUUGCAAAGACUCGGAGGCUAGAGAUGUACCAUCCGACCCUAUUGUCCUCGAGGAUGUGAAGUCUAGGGUAAUUGGGCUCACAACAAAGUACAUCCCAGGCGGAAAUCUCGAGAAUCCAGAUGUACCGUUCCUAUUUGAGUGGCUGAAGCAGCUUACUCAGCUCGUGGAUUUCCUGGAUCUGGAGCUGGGGAUAAUGCACCAAGACAUUGCACCCCGAAAUCUAGUGAUUGAUCCCAAAACGCACAAGCUCCUUCUUUUCGACUUUUAUUGGGGCUUCAUGUGGGGAAAAAGGUCGAGAGGAUGGCCGAGACGACAAAUUCCCCACUGGGAUCGGAAUAUAGACAUGGUGCAGAGUAUGUCAGAGUGGCCUUGUAAUCGUGACCUGGACCUCCACGUAUCGACUUUCCGCAACUUUUUGAACGAAUUGGUAGCAAUACAAAACUCUGAUGGGGACAUGGAACGAUAUCUCAACGCACCGAAGCGACUUACAUGGCCAGACCUACCGACUGCACCAGAUUAUAGUGUGCCUUUCGAAUCGGGCAAAAGUACUGACGGGGAGACGAUUUGGAGAACAGGUAGGUCUGCAGUCAAGACGAAGCGCAAUUGA